AUGAAGGCGCUGUGUUUGAACUUUGCCAUCACCUGUCUUUGGCUUCUCCCUUCAGCGGUCCAAGAAACAGCCAGGCCCUUUUACUUACAGAACCCACAAUGGAGGGAGGAGGACGGAGGAAGAGGAGACGCUGUGGGAGCUGCACUGAAGGUUAAACAUAUCUCCAAAGAUUUACAGAUAAUCUCCACCAAACACAAAACACCUGCUUACGGUUCGCUCGGCCCGUACGGUUGGCCACAGAACUUCUCCCAAGCUUUGGAUCAGUACGUGUACCGCCCUGCUCCCAAAUCCAAACCUCCUGCUAAAACAUCCCCAAAGGCCAAGAAGAUCCUGGGCUGGGGUGAUUUUUACUUCAACGUGAAAACAAUGAAGUUCAGCCUCCUGGUGACGGGGAAAAUCGUUGACCACAUCAACGGGACUUUCAGUGUCUACUUCCGGCACAACUCCUCCCGUCUGGGGAACAUAUCUGUCAGCAUCGUCCCGCCCUCCAAAGCUGUAGAAUGGGAAGUUCUGGAUCCUGUGACUCAGAGCACUCACACCAAAAACUCAGUCCUGGUUCCAGAUGUGAUGUCUCACUUCCAGAAUCCCCCUCAGUCGACCAGUCCCCCCCCCCCUGACCAGCAGAAGCAGCAGCAGGACAUGAUGAUGGUGACCGAACUUAACUGCCGGAUUGAAUACCAGAGAACCAACCGGUCCAAGAAGACCAAACCCUGCAUGUAUGACCCGGGGCAGACCUGCUACUCAGAAAACACCCAGUCUCAGGCAGCCUGGAUCUGUGCCAAGCCCUUUAAGGUUAUAUGCAUCUUCAUCGCCUUCACCAGCACCGAUUACAGGCUGGUGCAGAAAAUCUGUCCAGACCACAACUUCCAGACAGAGCAGAACCAGCAGCACUUUGGUUGACAGAUUCUGCAAGGCUGAAACUGAGACAUCACACCAUUUUUGACUUUUCACACGUCCUUCAAAAUCAUGAGUUCAGUUUUUCAAAAUGGGUUUGAGGUUGAC
This is a messenger RNA of Seriola dumerili (greater amberjack), 1002 nucleotides long. RefSeq names its product neurexophilin-2-like. Gene Ontology annotation, molecular function: signaling receptor binding. The transcript has 2 exons. The record is from RefSeq and is a predicted model, not a curated record. Bases 1 to 900 code for a protein of 299 amino acids. NCBI's taxonomy places the organism in Eukaryota, Metazoa, Chordata, Actinopteri, Carangiformes, Carangidae.